Chaetura pelagica (chimney swift) is the source of this 921-nucleotide messenger RNA. Its product is annotated as melatonin receptor type 1B. Gene Ontology annotation, molecular function: melatonin receptor activity. Bases 107 to 868 code for a protein of 253 amino acids. Gene Ontology annotation, biological process: G protein-coupled receptor signaling pathway. The record is from RefSeq and is a predicted model, not a curated record. Gene Ontology annotation, cellular component: membrane. NCBI's taxonomy places the organism in Eukaryota, Metazoa, Chordata, Aves, Apodiformes, Apodidae. The transcript has a single exon.
UAAUGCAUUUGUGGUGAGCCUGGCUUUGGCUGAUCUGGUGGUGGCCUUGUAUCCAUACCCACUGGUGCUCUUAGCUAUUUUCCACAAUGGAUGGACUUUGGGAGAAAUGCAUUGUAAAGUGAGUGGCUUUGUGAUGGGACUCAGUGUCAUAGGCUCUAUUUUCAACAUCACUGCAAUUGCAAUAAACCGCUAUUGCUACAUCUGUCACAGUUUUGCCUAUGACAAGGUGUACAGCUGUUGGAACACGAUGCUGUAUGUCUCCUUAAUCUGGGUGUUAACAGUCAUUGCAACCGUGCCAAAUUUUUUUGUUGGGUCUUUGAAGUAUGAUCCCCGCAUCUAUUCAUGCACAUUUGUUCAGACUGUGAGCUCCUACUACACGAUAGCUGUGGUGGUAAUUCACUUCAUCGUCCCUAUCACCAUUGUAAGCUUCUGCUACCUUCGGAUCUGGGUCUUAGUGCUUCAAGUCAGGAGACGAGUCAAGUCAGAAACAAAUCCAAGACUGAAGCCAAGUGACUUCAGAAACUUUCUUACCAUGUUUGUGGUUUUUGUGAUUUUUGCCUUUUGCUGGGCACCUCUAAACUUCAUUGGACUGGCUGUAGCCAUUGAUCCUAUAGAAAUGGCACCAAAAGUUCCUGAAUGGUUGUUUAUUAUAAGCUACUUCAUGGCCUAUUUCAACAGCUGCCUUAAUGCAAUAAUAUAUGGACUUCUUAACCAGAAUUUUCGGAAUGAAUAUAAACGAAUCUUAAUGUCCCUGUGGAUGCCUAGGCAUUUCUUCCAGGAAACAUCCAAAGGAGGAACUGACGGUCAGAAGAGCAAGCCUUCUCCUGCUUUAAACAACAAUGACCAAAUGAAAACUAAUACCUUGUAAAGGUGUAAUAAUCAGAACAAAGGUUUGUCCUGGAGAAGCCCAAGAGUAUAGUU